Messenger RNA from Metopolophium dirhodum (rose-grain aphid), 944 nucleotides. RefSeq names its product DNA-directed RNA polymerase III subunit RPC10 (gene Polr3K). The record is from RefSeq and is a predicted model, not a curated record. Gene Ontology annotation, biological process: termination of RNA polymerase III transcription; DNA-templated transcription. The coding region runs from base 468 to 827 and encodes 119 amino acids. Gene Ontology annotation, molecular function: nucleic acid binding; DNA-directed RNA polymerase activity; zinc ion binding. The transcript is spliced from 2 exons. Lineage: Eukaryota; Metazoa; Arthropoda; Insecta; Hemiptera; Aphididae. Gene Ontology annotation, cellular component: RNA polymerase III complex.
AAACCAAGGUCAUCAAUUUGAUGAUACUACCAGUGUAACCAUGGUCACAAAAUUACGGUACCAUCAUAACUGGAUUUUUAUCACGAUUCGUGUUAACUAAACCCGGGGCUGAUACUGAGCUGAUAAGCCACCGAAAAGAAAACUUUAGUAUUCCAGUCUCCACUCUCCAGUAAUCGGUUGAUCCAGAGUCCGGUAAAUAGUAGUUAGUGUCCUUGUCUAUGCGGUUGUCCUGUCAAAGACCAAAGUAUAAUUCUGCAGUGUACUAUUUUGAUCCACGACUGUCCAGUGUCCAACCCGACAAAAAAACCUAUUCUGCGAGCAACUAUCCACACGAUUUAAGACUGUUAGACUUAAAUUACGGUGCUAUCGAACCGUCGUACCGUAGACUAUAGAUAAUUAAGUGUACCUAUAAUUAGUGUGUACAAUUUUAUUUGAAUUUUAAGAAAACGAAAUACUCAGUUUUCAAAAUGAGCAGCAAGGUGGUAAACGAGAGUAGCAUGUUCUACAUUGACUUUUGUCCAAAUUGCUCCAACAUUCUUCACUUGGAUGAGUAUUUGGGAGAGAUGAGACAGAAAUGUCAAGUAUGUCCGUACUUCUCAACAAUCAAAAACGUCAUGCUUGCCUCCCGAUCGUUUUACAAACUAAAAGAAAUAGAUUCAGUUCUGGGUGGCAAAGCUGCUUGGGAAAAUGUGGAUUCAAUUGAUGUAGUUUGUAAUUCAUGCAAUCAUGGCAGAGCAUACUUUUUACAAGUUCAAACUAGAUCAGCAGAUGAACCUAUGACUGUUUUCUAUAAAUGCUGUAACUGUGGACACAGAUGGCGAGAAUAAAUUGUUGACAAAAAUACAUAUUGUAAUGCACUUUUUGAUUAUUAAACAUUAUAAAAAAUCCCUAAUUAAUAUUAAUAAUAUACUAAAAUAAAUAACACAUGAUUUGUAGUUUUAAAA